AAAGCCCAGGCCCCAACUUCCCCAAGCGACGAAGAAGAACACUUCCGUUUUCCUUUCCUCUCCCUACCCGCUGCUCCGCUCCUCCGCCAUCACCGAAUACCGAACAAAAACCAAUGUCGAGCAAAAUGGGGAGAGCGCGAGCGGCGGAAGAAAGCCACUAAAUCGAGUUGACAGCGCCCAGCGGAGCAUGGAGCGCCCCCGCGGGGAUUUAUGACACCCUCCCCACAAUGCGGACCUCCCUUUCGGCUCCUCGUCUCACUUAGAAUUGCCAACUAGCGCCGCCGCCGCUAAUUAGGGUGCGAUUGUGAGAGAUCGCGGCCGCUCUUCUCGUCGUCGCCUGCAGUAUUCUUCCGUCCAAUAUUCACCGGCAGCGUCGGGAUGGCGACGAGUUUGAGGAACGGCGUCGACGGGCAGAAUGCAGUUCGCUCGCGCUGAGUAGACGGCGGCAGCGGCGCUGGGGGAGAAAAAAGGGGGAGUGAGAGCUACAUUUUUUCCAGCCAGGCCGGAUAGCUAGCUUUGGCUAGCUACAGUGGAUCCCAAAAGCCACGGCGCUGGUCAUGCCUUUGAGUGUGCGGGCCGGGAGCCUGAAGGACCCGGAGGUGGCCGAGCUCUUCUGCAGGGAGGAUCCCGAGAAGCUCUUCACGGACCUGAGGGAGAUCGGACAUGGGAGCUUCGGCGCGGUCUACUUUGCCCACGACAUCCGCACCAAUGAGGUGGUGGCCAUCAAGAAGAUGUCCUACAGCGGCAAGCAGUCCAAUGAGAAAUGGCAGGAUAUCAUCAAGGAAGUGAAGUUCCUCCAGAAACUGCGGCACCCCAACACGGUCGAGUACCAUGGCUGCUACCUGAGGGAGCACACGGCAUGGCUGGUGAUGGAGUACUGCUUGGGCUCAGCUUCUGACCUGUUGGAAGUCCACAAGAAGCCCCUCCAGGAAGUGGAAAUAGCUGCUAUUACCCAUGGUGCACUGCAGGGACUGGUCUAUCUUCACUCGCACAACAUGAUUCAUAGGGAUGUGAAAGCAGGAAACAUCUUGCUCACGGAGCCUGGUCAGGUCAAGCUGGGUGACUUUGGUUCUGCCUCCAUCGUCGCCCCGGCCAACUCUUUUGUGGGAACACCUUACUGGAUGGCACCCGAGGUAAUUCUGGCCAUGGACGAGGGUCAAUACGAUGGAAAGGUGGAUGUGUGGUCACUUGGCAUUACGUGCAUAGAGCUGGCGGAAAGGAAGCCUCCUCUGUUCAACAUGAAUGCUAUGAGUGCCUUAUACCACAUCGCACAGAAUGAGAGCCCCGUGUUGCAGUCGAAUCACUGGUCCGAUUAUUUCCGCAAUUUUGUGGACUCGUGCUUGCAGAAGAUUGCGCAGGACAGACCUACCUCUGAUGUGCUGCUCAAGCACCAUUUCCUAUGCAGAGAGCGUCCCAUGACCAGCGUGAUGGACCUCAUUGCCCGCACCAAGGAUGCUGUCCGUGAGCUCGACAACCUGCAGUACAGGAAGAUGAAGAAAAUCCUUUUCCACGAGGCCCACAAUGGGCCUGCGCCAGAAGGGGCUGACGAGGAAGAGGACGUGGAGCAGUACAUGCUGCGCACGGGCACCGUCAACAGCAUGGAAAGCUCCCACUCGCUGCCGUCCAUGUCCAUCAGCGCCAGCUCCCAAAGCAGCUCCGUCAACAGCCUGGCGGACGGCUCGGACGACAGCGGCGAGAUGGCCAUGAUGCAGGAGGGCGAGCACACAGUCACCUCCAACAGCUCCGUCCUGCACAAGCCCCUGAGUCACGAUAACAUCUACGAUGACCCCUACCAGCCUGAAGUGGACUUGCAACGAGAUGCUUCAUCCGCUGGUGGAGGUGGAGCAGGAGGAGGGGGCGGCGGCGGCGGAGGAGGAGGGAGGCGCCGUCGAGGCCGUGACCAUUUCGCCACCAUCAGGACCGCCUCGCUCGUCACUCGCCAGAUCCAAGAACAUGAGCAGGGAUCGGCCCUGAGGGAGCAGAUGUCUGGGUACAAGCGUAUGCGCCGGCAGCACCAGAAACAGUUGAUGGGUCUUGAGAACAAGCUGAAGGCGGAGAUGGACGAGCACCAGCUGAGACUGGACAAGGAAUUGGAGAACCAGAGGAACAGCUUCUCGAUGGAGGGUGAAAAGUUGUGCAAGAAGCACUCGGCUAUCAUGGAAAAGGAGACCAAGGCGGUCCUGACUGAGGAAAAGAAGUUCCAGCAACAUAUACUCGGCCAGCAAAAGAAGGAGUUGACAACUCUGCUGGACUCUCAGAAACGACAGUAUCGACAACGCAAGGAGCAACUCAAAGAGGAGCUGAACGAGAACCAGUCUACGCCUAAGAGGGAGAAGCAGGAGUGGCUGGUGCACCAGAAGGAGUGUCUGCAGCAGCUCCAGGCCGAGGAGGAGUCGGGCCUGCUGAGGAGGCAGAGGCAGUAUUAUGAGCUCCACAGUCGCCAGUACAAGAGGAAGAUGCUGCUGGCGCGCCACAACCUGGAGCAGGAUCUGCUCCGAGAGGACCUGAACAAGAAGCAGACGCUGAAGGACCUGGAGUGCGCCAUGCUGCUGCGCCACCACGAGUCCACGCAGGAGCUGGAGUUCCGCCAGCUGAGUCUGGUGCAGCGCACCCGGGCCGAGCUGAUCCGCACCCAGCACCAGACGGAGCUCACCAACCAGAUGGAGUACAACAAGCGGCGCGAGCAGGAGCUGCGUCAAAAGCACGCCGUGGAGGUCCGACAGCAGCCAAAGAGCCUGAAAUCUAAAGAGCUGCAGAUAAAGCGUCAGUUCCAGGACACGUGCAAGAUCCAAACCCGCCAGUACAAGGCCCUGCGGAACCACCUUCUGGAGAACACGCCCAAGUCGGACCACAAGGCCGUGCUGAAGCGCCUGAAGGAUGAGCAGACCCGCAAACUGGCCAUCCUGGCCGAGCAGUACGACCACUCCAUCAAUGACAUGCUGUCCACGCAGGCUCUGCGACUGGACGAGACGCAGGAAGCCGAAUACAAGGUGCUGCGCAUGCAACUGCAGCAGGAGCUGGAGCUGCUCAACGCCUACCAGAGCAAGAUCAAGAUCCACACGGACACGCAGCACGAGAGGGAGGUCAAGGACCUGGAGCAGAGGGUCUCCAUCCGCCGCGCGCUGCUGGAGCAGAGGAUCGAGGAGGAGAUGCUGUCGCUCCAGAACGAGCGUUCCGAGCGCAUCCGCGCUCUCCUGGAGCGUCAGGCCGGCGAGAUCGAGUCCUUCGACUCCGAGAGUUUACGUCUGGGUUUCACCGGCAUAUCCCUCACGGGCCUCCCGGGCGACGCCUACUCCAAGCAGGGUUACCCCAACGCGCCGCCUCCUGCUCCCCGCUCCACCAGCCACUGGAGCCACGGGGUGCACCCCCAGAGCGCACCCCCGCCGCAACCCUCGCGACGCAGCCACAACAGCGGCGGAGGAGGGGGAGAAAGAGUGGAGCGAAGGGGUGACUCCUCGUCCUCACACUUGGCUAUGGCGCUGGCGAUGGCGAGGGACGGGGGGAGGGAGGCGCACCACUCGUCCCACUCCUCCUCUUCGUCGUCCUCUUCCUCGUCUUCCUCCCACCACCAGCGCCACCACCUGCCCCAGCACUACCACCACCAGAGCACGCCGCAGUUGUACCGAGAACGAGAGCGGGAUAGGGACCGGGAACGCGGGAAGGAGAGGGACUGGCCCGGAGUGCGAGGACCCGGCGGAGAUCUGGUCCACCCUCUGCCCUUGCCCUUCUCCCAUCACCUGCCCUCGCGCUCCUCCUCUCAGUCCCUCGCCAUGCUACCUCCGCCGCCGCCGGCCCCUCCGUCCGUCUCCGGCCCGUCGUCGUCCUCGUCUUCCUCCUCGUCCUCGCAGGGGGGCGUCUACGGGGGCAUUCGCGCCGCCCCCAGCCUGUUGGCUCUGAGAAACAGCCCCCAGCCUCUGAGGAGGACGGCGUCCGGCGGGGGGCCCGGGGCGGCCGUCGGCCCCGACGCCGUCCUGAGCCGGAGCACCUCGGUCACCUCGCACAUCUCCAACGGCUCGCACCUCUCCUACUCCUAGGCCGAGGGUUCUCAAAUCUUUUGGGUCCAGGGACACCUUAGGAGGGAGAAUUUUUUCCGAGCGCCAUUUAAACGUAAGUACUGUUGUGGAAAAAAAUGACACGUUCGAUAUAGAGAAUACAGUGCUAUACACAGCUCUGGGAAAAAUUAAGAGGCCAAAAAUUCAAUUGGACCUUUUUGGGUAUUUUUACCAUUUUUCAUUUAUUGCAAAUAAAUUCUCUGAAUGAGUGAUUCUCAAAGUGGGACACGGAUACCCUCUAGUGGCACCUAAAAGAAUCACUGCCUAAGUACAAUUCACUUGUAUUUAACUUUUGAUUUUGAUACAUUUACAUUUAAUAUUUAAGAACUGUUGGUUUUUAUAGAUUCAUGUAUAGUUUUCAUUUAAGUAUUACGUGCAAUACAUUUUAAUUGAAUCAUUCAAGUACUGUGUGUGUGUGUGUGUGUGUUCCCAUAUUUAAGCGCAUUGCUAAUCUUCAAACUGUAUAAUGUUGCAGUGUUACAAAUACUAAUUAAUGGCACAAUCAUAGAAAGUGAUCAUUUUGCUACGGUCUUGUAAUUUUUAACAGAGCUGUAUAUACCGAAACUCCACGAGUAAUUGAUGCCCACCCCAAAAAGUUUGUAAUUUCCAAUAGAUACCACAAGAUGGCAGCAAAGCACUUUUUUUUUUCCUAUUGGACAAGGCUAUGGCCUGACUAAAUGAAGCGCCUCCACUCACUUCAACCAAUUUCCUGGGCUCAAGAUGGUGCCAAAGCAAUAUUUUUGUAUUAGACAUGGCUUUGGCAUGAGUACAAAAACAGCAAAUAGGUGAGUUUUUCUUAAUUCUCUAAAAGAAUUGGACUGUUUUCUCAAAUAAAAUGUCUCAUUCUGUAAAAGUAGUACUUUACUCCCACACCGUAUUCAAGCAGGGAUGUCAGAUUUAUGUGAUAAAACGGUGGGACCUUGACUUUUCUUGCUUUGACUUGAGAGCAAAAUUUGAGAUACAAGUGCUAGAUGGUGGCCGCGAGUUCAACUUGACGAACUUCACAACAAACUGCAUUUUAGCGAAGGGUGCACAAUUACAGAAUUACACCAUGUGUAUUCCAAACAACCACAUAGCAGACAUAUAUUCUUUAUCCUCUGUGAAAACGACUAAUAUUACUGCAACUUACUGAGUCGGUUGUGAAACUCUUCUUCGUUUGUGCCUGUGUCUAUUAUACUACCCCCUGGUGGCCAAGGUGCGUAUCAGGAGACGCGCAAUGUGGCACUGGAACGGAAUAAUGUCAUUUCCAUUCAUUUCAAUGGGGAAAAAUGUUCAAUGAUGAGGGUAGUUAUGGAAUGAAUUAAACUCGCAAGUCAAGGCACCACUGUAUGUCGCAAUCAUAUCAGGCGCUUUUAAUCGACCCAAAGUAAGGUAGGGAGGUUUAAUUGUUUGUUUUUGUGCCGAUCUACGACAUGAUCAUUUAUUAUUAUUCAUUAUUUUGCGGCUCCCCCGGGGUUCCCGGACCCCGGUUUGAGAAUCACCGUCCUCGCCCGAUUUAGGACCGUAGCUAUCGCAGGCUGCGUCUCAAUGCCAAUGUCAACUUGCUUGGACAUCCGUGGACAGGCGAGGCAAGCCGCCCCCCCCCCCCCCCCCCCCCCCCUUACUGAGCUGCGUCCCGUUUCCUUUAUCCGCUCAGGGUGGGAGAGAGGAGAGAGGAAUGUAACACCACCACGACAAACAAAAUAGUGUUCAACGUGUUUUUAUACUUUCUAGGAGACUUUUUCUCUCUCUCUCUCUCUCUCUCUCUCUCUCUCUCUCUCUCUCUCUCUCUCUUCCCUAUAAGAGCUGCAGAUUCGGCAGCUGUGUCUUCUUCAAUGAUGUUCUAAGCUGGAAUGGAGAAACAGAGAAGACAGCGGAGAAGGAAAAGAGCCACUUGGUUAUUGUUUCGGUGUACGCACUGUACUUGUAUCUAGUGUCCAGAUAUAUAAGCACUGCUAAUCCAACCUCUGGGAAAGAAGAAAACAAAAGAGGAAUCACUUAAAAAAAAAACAACAAAACAAAAAAAAACUCUUAUUUAAUGUUUUGUUCAUUUUUUGUAUUAAAUGUAGGGAGUGGGGGAAAAAAAUGAUGUUGCUUGGAGCGUCACCAAUGCCUUUAAGGGUUUCUUAAAGGGAUGUCAUGUCAUCAAAAUGUGCAUUUGAUGACCACAAUUGAAUGUUUGUAAAGAGGAGACACCAGUGUAAGGAUGUGUACAAAGAAGGAAAACGAUAUUAAUAAUUCAGGCAUCCAUGACAUAUUGAGUAUCUUAACGUGUAGGUGUCUAAAGGCGUCACUUCAAUGCAUGAGCUCGUUGUGCAAAGACAUUCGUAAGCAUCACCAAACAUAUUUGAAAUGUAACGUACCCGUCUCACCGCGCCACAUUUUUGUAUCUUUAUUGUACAUAUUUAUGUGGAAUAUUAUAAGCGAAACACCGGUUUUAUAGAGUUAGGCAGAUGCCGACCAGUAAUUUUUGAUAUACAGUGCUGUAUUCAAAUGAGUGUUGAAUUCAAGAUUUUAGAGCCAACGACUCCAAAUGCAUUUUCUAGAGUUGUCAAUAUGAGUAUAGGCAAUCCUGAUUGUAGCUGUCCUUGUAUCAUGUUCUCACUAUUUCAACCCUGCGGUUGCAAAGCUGUAAAAACGAGAAAGACAAAAAAAAAUACUGUCAGGUGCAGUUUGUGUUUGAGGUAUUAAUGAUUAUUAAUAAGGGAUUAUUGAUAAUUGUUAAUGAUUUAUGUAUGUGCGUUGAACAGUGAAGUCUAGUUAUGAUGACACUUUUUUUUUUUUAAAAGACAAUAAUCAAAAGACACUACAGCAACCUGUUGUGGAAUUAUAUAUAUAUAUAUAUACAUUUUCUAUUUUGUUUUAGCGAUCAUUCGGACAGACGCGAGGCCAUCGGCAUUUGGUAGCCGAACAUCGUAAACCUCCGCCUGAAGCCUUAGAACAACCUGAAGAUUUCUCACUUUCGCUUUGUAUCACUUGUGUUGAUGCUAAGUUCCGCUACGGCCGUCCCAAUAGACUUGACCUGGCUUUUUUUGCGCGAAUGCCUACUCCUAAGAGUUCUGUGUCGUCAUCAUGUUUUGAGAGACUUGCCGUGGGUAGCGGUAAAUUGUACUCGGAGCGGCGCGGAGAGGCCAUAAAGCAGACUCAAGCCGGCGCUGAACUGCAGUCAGGCACAGAAAAACUUAGCGACGCUCAAAAACCGACAAACCUAAGCUGUCAAACGACGUUUGCGUCAUGUCUGUCCAAAUGAAACCUGACAGAAAAUAGAACAAAUGAUACAUACAUACACUACUCCCAAAACGUCAAGAGGAUAUUGGGUUUUUGGGUGAAAUUUCAAUUUGCAGGCCAACUCAAUCAGCUGUUUGAUCCAUGAAAAUUUCCAAGGACGUCCAUGUCUAUGCCUUUCUGUGACUCUUCCAGUCGCUCUGGAAAUUCUAAGCUGAGUUGACACUUGAUCAACUGUGUCGUCGUCUCGGUCUCGAUUCUAAUUGAAACAGGAAAUACUGUGUAUUGGUAGACUCACGUUCGGUUGACCUGUAAAGCUUCUCGUGCAUUUUAGGUUCGCCCUUAAAUUUCACCCCAAAUCGGAAUAUUCCUAACUUUUUGGGAGUCGUGUAUAUACAGUAUAGAAAUAUAUAUAAAGCAAUGGCGACUCACGGGAACUCUGACCUCCUCCUCCGAUUUUGUACAAUUGGCCACUAGAAUGUAAAGGUUGUUCAUUUAUUUAUUUUUGAGUGUUUUUAUUUCAAUUCAGGACUACACACAGAAAGCACAGGGAGAGAAGGACACUGAAAAGACGGACAUGCGGACAGGAGAGGGCCAGGCCGGGGCCUCGACUGAGCUGCUGGCUCGGUCGGUGCAACCGCUCGCUUCUGAGCCGGCGGCGGUGAUCGGAGCAGCCUGUCGGCAGACGCUGCCGGGGCCCGAACGGCCCUCUCCCCGCCUCACAUGACCUGUCCAAAUCUCCUCCCCACAGGCCGAAAAGGACUAAUCUCAAUUGGAAGGGGAAAAUAUAAUCACCGUUGUUUGUUUUAACUCAGAAACACCAGCUCAAGACAAUUCCUUGCGUGAAAGGUUUUGGUUGUAAUCUCGGUGCAUGCAUGCGUAAAGACUUCUUAUCUAAACAAGAGACUGGUAACCUGCUCGUUUGUGCGAGAGGAGAAAAUGCGGCAGUGUCGGCGGACGACGACUUGUCAGUGUCGACUUUGCGGAGGCAGAAUGAGGUCGUGAGAUGUGCAGCUUCGGUUGUUUUGAUUAUUCCAAUCAAGCAUUCAGAGUUUAGGGAGGAAACGAACACAUGUAUUGGGAAGGAAAUGGGGAGCUUUAAACAAAAGAUAAUAAACUGAUAUUAACACAA
Molecule: messenger RNA, 8388 nt
Organism: Phyllopteryx taeniolatus (common seadragon)
Lineage: Eukaryota; Metazoa; Chordata; Actinopteri; Syngnathiformes; Syngnathidae
Gene: taok2b
Product: TAO kinase 2b
Exons: 20
Coding region: 558-4034 (1158 amino acids)
Biological process (GO): protein phosphorylation
Molecular function (GO): ATP binding; protein kinase activity
Source: RefSeq, a predicted model, not a curated record